Messenger RNA from Saccostrea echinata, 1610 nucleotides. RefSeq lists its product as uncharacterized. The transcript is spliced from 3 exons. The record is from RefSeq and is a predicted model, not a curated record. NCBI's taxonomy places the organism in Eukaryota, Metazoa, Mollusca, Bivalvia, Ostreida, Ostreidae. The coding region runs from base 598 to 1302 and encodes 234 amino acids.
GUAUCGCUGACACCCAGCACAUGUGCUAGUGAUUUAUGAAGUAGUAAAGACCUAAUUGUGAGAUUUUGGCGAGUUGAGCAACAAUAUUUACUCCCAGGAACAAGUACUGACGAAGUGAACGAGGCAUCUGGUAAUACGGUGUAAGAUGUAUGAGAUUUCGGAGUGAUGCCACUAUAGAUCUAAUACUCCUUGUCCGUGUGAUGCGACAUUUCGAUAACGGGGAGGCAGCGGAUAUAAGGAAAAUCUAUAUCCUGUGAAAAUAUGAGUUUAAAUCAUCUAGAUCCCACAAGUUCGGACGUUUACAUUAAUGAAACAUAAUGUAACUGUGUAAUCAUACACAAGGCUGAGUGACAAGGUCGAGGAACGAUUUGACAACUCACUCGGGGAGGAGGACUUUUGUCGCCAAAGGGGAAAUACUUGGGAUAUUGAAACAUUUUGCAAACCAAUAUUUGUAAAUAAAUCAAUCAUCGCUUGAUAUGAUUUGAUUCGAAGCAAUUUUUCGAUGCUUUAAACAACUCAGUUUGUGGGUGUUCGAUUAUUUUUCGGUAUCAAGGAUUCAUUCCUUGACGGGAUUUUUGGAGGUAGUAAAAUGGCAUAAUGUCCAGCCUGCCACACUACAAUGUCCAGGCAAGAUUUAAAUUCUACAUGAACGAAGACAGCCUCGCUAAAGAAUGGAAGUCCUCAGCCAAAUCUAACACUCAUCAAGCGACGUUCUUAGAGGGAAUUCUUCUAAAAAGCCUUGAGAAAAAUGCUCAGUACUCCUAUGUGGAUUACUCGGUCUUCUUCAGUGGGAUUAAGGACUUCCGAAGACAGACAGAACAAAAGAACCAUGUCCAGAUGGACAUUCUACGUGUCCACAACCAUAAAUUUUCCAUAGAAGUAUUAGGUAACAGGAUUAUACAACCAGAAUUUUACGAUGAAAUAGAAUGUAUUGUGAGAGAUGGAGUGAAACAAUUACCUCGUACACCAGUCAGCAAGGAUAGCGUGUAUUAUCUGACGUCAUUCCAUGCGCUGGAGCAGACGCCAUCAAUGGAAGAGUUAUGGAGCACGUGGAGUGGCGCGAAAUUCAUUCUCUGGAACUGUCCCAGGGUCCUUAAACUUCGAAGAAUAACUUUUCUCAGGGCAACGAUGCGAACUGAAAAUUUUGCAUACCUGAUCCUCUGUGAAUGUGAAAAUGGAAUGGAACACUUAAAUGUUGCCAUGGAUUUCUAUGAAACUCUGAAAACCCGCCGUUGUGGCUUAGUUGGCCUGUAUAAAGUUGAGCGUUACUACAUUCCACCCCACCACAAGUCAGAUAAAUAGAUAAUUGACUGGAUAAUUUCAAUUGUUAUCUGUUCCUAUAUUUGCAAUAAUGUAUAACUCAUGGUGUAUAUGUAGUCGUUGACAUUGUUAUUUUAAAUCCAUUUAAUUAGCCGAUAUAUUGAUGUUUCUCAUACAUCAUUGACAUUUGUCUAUAUCAUAUCAAUUCUUUAAAACAUCUGAAUAAGGUUGUAGUUCACAAUGAUAAUUAUAACCGUCUCACCAUUGUCAAGUUGUUCUCUGUAUAUGUAUAUAUUGAUUAUAUUUCCGUACAACCUUUUUAAGUUUUUAUUAUUAAAUAUACAAAUUCA